Molecule: messenger RNA, 996 nt
Organism: Cucumis sativus (cucumber)
Lineage: Eukaryota; Viridiplantae; Streptophyta; Magnoliopsida; Cucurbitales; Cucurbitaceae
Product: calcyclin-binding protein
Exons: 5
Coding region: 110-763 (217 amino acids)
Molecular function (GO): S100 protein binding; ubiquitin protein ligase binding; tubulin binding
Source: RefSeq, a predicted model, not a curated record
CAAUUUUGGUUCCAAUUAACCACACAACACGCAAUCUCCUGUCCUCACAUUAACCCUUCAUCUUCUUCCUUCUAUUUCCGCCUCCAAACACAACACUCUCCUCUUUAUUAUGGCCGAAGAUCUUUCCCUUGAUUUGGAAGAGCUUCGUCUCCUCCACACCAUUGCCAAGAGGCCUCGCGUCAUCUCUCUCAUUACCUCUCAGAUUCGCACCUUAGAGCAGUUAUCGGAACAGUCCGUCCCACGAACUCCCACUCCUAUUCCUGUUUCUACAUCAAUUGCUAAGGUGCCCAUCAAUUCAUCCAUUGUUUAUACUCCACUACCGGGAUUCAGUUGGGAUCAAGACAAUGACAAAGUGAAGAUAUAUAUAUCGUUGGAAGGAAUUGAGCAAGAAAAAGUUGAAGCUGACUACAAGCAAUUAUCGAUUGAUAUCAAGUUUCAUGAUGUCAAAGGCAAGAAUUACCGGUUUGCUAUUCCUAAGUUGAACAAGGAGAUUGUUCCUGAGAAGUGUAAGUUGCUUGUGAAACCAACAAGGGCUGUUAUCACGUUGUACAAAGCUUCAAAGGGGAACUGGUCAGAUUUGAAUUUGAAGGAGGACAAGCUCAAGCCGGGUCUUGAUAAGGAACGCGACCCAAUGGCAGGAAUCAUGGAUUUAAUGAAGAAUAUGUACGACGACGGAGAUGAUGAAAUGAAAAGAACAAUAGCGAAGGCGUGGACUGAUGCCAGAACUGGCAAGACAGCUGAUCCACUUAAAGGGUUCCCUUGAGCAAACACCAGGGCAAACGCAGUUACAUCUUUUAGGGAUGAUUAUUCUGGUUGGGUGGAUGAGAUUAGUGGACUGCAAGUUGGCCUUGCUAUUUAUGGUUUUGAAUCUUUUUGAUUGUUUUAGUUCUGAAGGUGAGUCUGUAUAAAACUUGCUCAAGGCUUUGUGAUCUAUAAGAAGUUCGUUCAUAUUUUGUUUUGUAUGGGUAUAUUGAGGGUUCUUGCCAUUGAUUUUAA